Aphanomyces invadans is the source of this 448-nucleotide messenger RNA. RefSeq lists its product as hypothetical. The transcript has a single exon. Bases 21 to 299 code for a protein of 92 amino acids. NCBI's taxonomy places the organism in Eukaryota, Oomycota, Saprolegniomycetes, Saprolegniales, Verrucalvaceae. The record is from RefSeq and is a predicted model, not a curated record.
UCUCAAAUCACAAAAACAAGAUGACCCAAGCCGAUGAAACUCAGUUGACCUUGCGCGUAAGCCCGCACUUCCCGCGCGUCCCGAAGGCGUGCAAGUCCGUUGGUGAGACCUUCUUCGCGUGCCUGUACAAGCACGGGAAGCAGCCAGAAGGAGUGAGCGACCCCGAUGCUGGCAAAAAGGGGAUGCAAUCGUGUGUGCGCCAACUCGAAGCGUACAAUGCAUGUGUCGACAAAGUGUUUGCCGACAAGCCGCGUAAGAUGUUUCGAGUCCCCGAGGCCUACCGCGUCCGAGAAGAGUAGAUGACAAGCCGAGUCAUUCGUGUCUAAUGGAACGACGACGCCGGGUACGCUGAAGAACCUGAUGGAAUUCAUUUUCUGGAGCGAGCCAAGCGCUUGCAUUGUCUCCUUGAAAGGUUGCGCACACGUGCAGACCACCUGCAUGACAUACC